CUGCAGAUGAUUGGCUGAGCAAUCUGCCGGUCUUGCCAAUCCAGAGUAGCGGGCGGGUCGUCUCUCCAUCCCCAUGCUUCGCGAGGGCACGGACCAAGCUCAGAGCUAGAGUCUGAACAGCUGUCGUGCGCUCUUCCUUUUUUCAAAUUUGCAUUUAACUGAUUCAUUCCGUAGCUGUCUUGCUGUUUCUCGUUCUACUUAUGGGAAUUAACCGACCGCGCUUGAGUUUUUUGGAGUUCCUGUUACUACGGCAUGUUUGUGAGUUGACCUCCGUUGCGGUGCUGAGAGGUUGAAGAGCUGCGAGGAGAGCAGAGGUUCCGGAGCCCCACUGGAGAGAGAUGAGGAGGAAAAGGCUCUCUGUCACGGGCUUUCUACUCGCCUGGAAACUGAUACUGUUGCACGGUGUUGGUCAGUGUAAGGAGGUGGACAAUGUUGCGAGGACACGGCCGGCCCCAAUGUCUCCCUCGGAUUUUCUGGACAAACUGAUGGGCAGGACGUCGGGAUAUGAUGCCAGGAUAAGACCGAACUUUAAAGGUCCUCCAGUCAAUGUUUCCUGUAACAUUUUCAUCAACAGCUUUGGGUCCAUUGCUGAAACCACCAUGGACUACCGUGUAAAUAUCUUCCUCCGUCAGCAGUGGAACGACCCCAGACUCGCCUAUUCUGAAUACCCAGAUGAUUCUCUGGACUUGGACCCCUCUAUGUUAGACUCCAUCUGGAAACCGGACCUGUUCUUUGCCAAUGAGAAGGGGGCCCACUUUCACGAAGUCACAACAGAUAACAAACUGCUCAGGAUAUUUAAGAAUGGGAAUGUUUUGUACUCUAUAAGGUUAACAUUAACUCUCUCAUGUCCCAUGGAUCUUAAAAACUUCCCUAUGGAUAGUCAGACCUGUAUCAUGCAGCUGGAGAGCUUUGGCUACACCAUGAAUGACCUGAUCUUUGAGUGGCAGGAGAAUGGAUCAGUGCAAAUGGCCGAAGGCCUCACGCUGCCACAGUUUCUUCUAAAAGAUGAGUCAGAUCUCAGAUACUGCACCAAGCACUACAACACAGGUAAAUUUACUUGCAUUGAAGUGCGGUUUCACCUGGAGCGUCAGAUGGGCUACUACCUGAUCCAGAUGUACAUCCCUUCUCUGCUCAUUGUCAUUCUGUCCUGGGUCUCCUUCUGGAUCAACAUGGAUGCUGCCCCAGCCAGAGUGGCACUGGGCAUCACCACUGUCCUCACAAUGACAACACAGAGUUCAGGUUCCCGCACUUCACUGCCCAAGGUCUCUUAUGUUAAGGCCAUAGACAUCUGGAUGGCAGUGUGUCUUCUCUUCGUCUUCUCUGCACUGUUGGAGUACGCCGCCGUCAACUUUGUGUCAAGGCAACAUAAAGACCUGCUGCGUUUCAGACGGCAUCCUAAGAGCAAGAGCAAGAUCAGUGGAGGUGGUGUUGAUCCAGAGGAGCUAGCUUAUUCCCUCCGUCGUGUUAAUGUUGACAACGGCCUCAAACCAACAGGCCCUCCUUAUGGAUCUAUGACCAACGUCUACACCACCAACCACAGGGAAGGGGAAGUGCAUGAGAACAGACUGACCUCUACAGCCGCUGUGACCUCCACUCCAAGGAACAGCAAGGGCCGGAAGGGCAGCGCCAACAAUACUGUUACUGUACUGAACACCCCAGGAGCCACAGCAAACGCUGCCCAGAAACCACCUGGGGAAGCAGCAGGUGGAGGGGGUAAAAGCAUCGAAGAGAUGAGGAAGUUAUUUAUCGACAGAGCCAAAAAGAUUGAUACUGUGUCGAGGGCCGGCUUCCCUCUGGCCUUUCUCUUCUUCAAUAUAUUCUACUGGGUUCUUUAUAAGAUACUUCGACGUGAAGAUGUACAUAUGCGAUAGAGAAAGAAAGUACAGAGAUUAUUUAUUUACAGUACAUGCACAUGCAUCCUUAUACCGCUAUUCAUACCAGGACUUCAUUAACUACCUUCAUUUCCCUUUUCCUUCACCCUGACCCAUUUAUAAAACAUUCUGAAAGCAUAAAGCUCAUAUCAGUUCUCACAAAUAAUGAACAAAAACAGAAAAUGUAAAGCCAAUUCAAAGAGGACAACCUCUGCAGUAGCAGAAUGAUGAGACUAUUUAUUAAGUAUACGGCAGAGUGCUCUGUAAAAGAUGCAUAAACAUACACAGCAUAUGGAUAUGUGUCCUAUAAAUUCAGAAUUUAUAAGUGGCCCAUAUGACUCAAAACCUUAAAUAUCAUCAAUGUGAUGAGGAAUGGAAGAAGUUGAAAAUGAGGAAGAGCCCUGGGAUCCAUGGGGAACACUUCAUAAUAACUGCAGGCUAUGAAGCAUUAGUAAAUUAUGAGUAAAUAUGAAUUCAUCAUUAAUAAAGCAUCGUUCACCACAUUACUACACAUACACAUCUAUAAAUGUUUAAUUGUUGAUUAAUAAGCUCAUCUUUAUUGUUUUGAUUUUAUUUUCCUAUGUUAUAAACAAAGGAUUCCCCCAUUUCUAAAUUAAGUAUUAUUUCAAUCACAAACCAAUUAUUUUAGAGUUGUCAAUAGUUCAUUAGAUCGUUUAUAAAGUGUAAGAAAUGAUUUAAAUGUACAUGUAUGCAUGCAUUUAUUCAUAUAAUGAUUUAGACACUAAUUAGGGAGUGUGUUGAUAUAUAUUUUAGAAACACAAUCUAACUGCAAUUCAUGAUUAAUUCAGGUAGUAACUAGUCAUUAAGUAUUUUGUGUGGCCUCAUUUAAAGUGAGGACUAUCUAUGCCUUACAAAGUAUUUACAAAUGACAUUGAAAAGCUGGCAAUACCUCAAAACUCACAACAGUCUCAGUCAGUCUUCUAUCUUCUUCAGUUAUCUACAGAGUUAUCUACAAAGCACAUAGACACAAUACAACAUGAUGAAAAGCAUAUAAACAUUUAUUGCAAGAUGCUAAAAAAUGUACUGGUAAAAACAUACCAUCAGCCUUUCAUUUAUUUAUAAAAACCAACAUCCACAGAUUCUCCUUCAGGAGAACAUGGCUGGAUAUAAAACAUGUGUAACUGUACAAAUGUGCCGUUGAUUUAAAAGGAAAAUAAACCUCUGCAAUCUCAUGUCAAAUUAAAUUCUGUCAAGGGUAAACAUGGCUUAAUACAAAUUCAAUAACGCCAACAAUAGCCACAAAUAAAAUCUUAAUAAAAUAAAGACUUAAUAAAAUCUUUCACAGUAUCAAUUCAAUUCAACAAUCUCGCAAACAUUUGACAGAACCAUUGCUGAUCUAAGCCAAGUUUUGAUCUUUCCCAUUUCUACAACUUCAGAGUAGAUGUGAAAACCUUCCUAGUUCCUAGGUCAGCUCCUUUACUCUCCUACCCCGGACAUGCUUGAAAGCAGCAGACAUGGUCCCUCCUCUACCGCACUCCCUCAGAAUUGUUUUGUACCGGGCCACCACCCGUUCCUUUUCUUGGUCAGCGAUUAAGAGAACACGCAGACCAAACGGAAUGUAUGCUUGCGAGUCACACGCUCACAUUCUGUUUCAAUCUACAGCGAGAUCAGAGUGGUUGCAACUGAGAGACCUACAUGUAGAUGGUUUACCAGGUCAUUCCUCUCUAUCCAGAAUGGGAUUUCUUACAGCAAGACUGGUUAGUUAGCGCCAUCAACAAAUGCACACGCAAUGCCACGUCAUGCCAGGAGAGCAACAAUUGUACAGCAGAGAUAAGCAUGAGCCGACCGGAAACCCAGCAAGUGAAACGGGGUGAAAGUAACGUUAGCGGUUUAACACUUCAGACUUCUUCCCAUACCUUUUUCCAUUCCCCUUCCUCUUCUUCUUGUCCCCCUCUAAUGAGGACGUUAGAGGAGGAGUCAGACAGAGUAUCAGAGGAAGAUUCCACUGAGCUUUCACAAGAGGAAUUUGAAGACAUGUGGAUUGCUUGGGAGGUACAUGUGUCUUCUUAUUUUAAGAACUGUUUAAACGGAUGCAAAUACAAACACAAGGCUCACAGCACAUAUGUCACAAAGGAACACGUGUGUAUGCAUAUCCUACUACAAUCACAUUAUAAGACCCAACUGUACUAUCUUGUGACUACAUACUGUGUGUUCAGAGACUUACCUGAUGCCAACUGUUCUUUCAGAUAGUCUCUCUCCAUGGUUAGCUCAUCAAUCUUCUCCUUUUGUCACUCUGCCCUCAGCUUACACACCUACAACACAUGGGAUUUUUAUUUUUUUUGGGUUGCCAGUAGUGCAGUAGGGGUUAUGGACACACCUAAUAGAAAGUAAUUGUGUAUUAUUGAAUACAUCUAGAAUGCUCUAUUUCCCUUAUCUGCUGGUCUCGGCAUGCUAUAAGCCUAAAAUAUAUGAAUCACUACAUUCAUAUGAACAAAUAAAUGGUCAUCCAACGUUAACAUGCUGUGACGGAGAAAUGUGCAUACCUCUACAUUUAACAUAUUUUAGGUGAAUUAGGUAGAAUUGUAUUUCUCAGUGAAUGCUUUGGGGUUUAUGUCAAUGCCGAGAUUUGAAACAAGAUUCUAGACAAAAUUGACCGAAUUCUUUCUCGGCUUGGCCGAUGAUGCAAUCGUACCCCAGCGGGCUAAACAAAAGAUUUGUUCUCUCUGAUAUCAAAAGACAUACAGUAUCGUUACAUCGUGAAGUUGUCCCCUGGAUUGCUCUGUUUACAACUGAGUUGACGCGGUUACGUGUGCCAGUCUCAGGACCUCCAGCUAGUGACUAGCUUGCUAGUGACCCCUUUCUGAGCCGGGUCAACAUGCCCUUUCAACUUUGGUCAGGGGUUUUCCUUUGUCCCACGUUGAUGAAAGCAUGAUUGUGACUUAUUAGUAUCAUUGUUUUUGCUAACAAUGAGCAGAUUCACUUGGCGAAAGAGGAUUGUUAAUGAUCACAUCGCUAAAAAAACACAAAAAGACACCCUGAAGCUGAUAAAGUGGCUUCAGAAGAGGAGAUUGCUAAAAACAAAAGUCAAAUGCAGAAUAUGCCGUCGGGACAUGAAACUGAAGAAGAGGGCAAACAGUGGAGAUCGAUAUGCUUGGUAUGAACUAAAUGAUUAAAUAAUUAAAUGUAGACUAACAUCAACGCUGCUGGCUGUGUGUUGAUGUGUGUGUGGCAGUGCAGGGCGUUGGGGCGUAUAGAAUUGCAUGAGGCCCCUUUCUAACAAACUAUUAUAUGUCACUGUUCUUUUUAAAUAGGAUCUAAGGACAAGCAGCACAUAUGGAGAAGGGAAAAACUAAUUUUUGUCAGGCACAAGUCACACUUCAGUCGCUCAAAGAUCUCCCUGAGUAACUGUAUGCAAUUCAUGUGCAAGGAGGCAAGCAAUAACGAUAAUAACAUAGUCAUAGGCUCACAACAUUCCAGUUCUUUGUAAUGGAUAGGACUUUUUGUCAAUGAUUUUUACAGACACCUAAACAUUAGUAAAACCUAAAACAUACUUUUUUUAUUUGCCUCUGAAGAUUUUCUCAGGGUUUACGACUACGGCAGAUUGACAUGAUGGGUCACACCACUGUAGCCCGUUUAGCAACUUAGUAAAAUGGUUUUAAAAAAUAAGGAAGGUCUGUGUCACAGCAGUUGAAAGGUUAAGAAGGCGUGCAGGCCAGCCGAUUGGUAGGAGAAGGGAGUUUGUUGUGAUUGAUGAGAGCCCUUUUUUCUGCACAAAAGAAAGGUGUGUUUUAAUAACAAUCACUUUAAGUAAUCGUGAAAUAUAGUCAACCAAGUUAUAGUUAGGAUAAAGUAUCUGUUUACGUGUUUGUUUUGUUUCUGCAUCGGUAUGGGAGAGGAAGAAUGGCUGGUUGGUGGGAAAGAAAGAAGUGGGUCUUUGAGUGGGUCUUUGGGAUGUUAGGUGUGAGGCAUCACCAAGGGUGAGGAUCUGGAAAGCCUAUUCUGCAUCUAGUGGGGAGAAGAUCUAGUCCCCUUGAUUGCCCAUCAUGUGAGGCAUGGAUCAUCAACUGUCAGUGACAUACUCCCUGCACUAGGGUACAACCAUCACACUGUCAUCCACAGCAGGUGGUAUAUAGAUCCCCACACUUCUGCCCAUACCCACCAAAUUGAGAGGGCCUGGAAAUCCUACAGGGAGCAGAUCCAGAGGCUUAGGGGAAACCACACCGAGGCUACAUCCACACUACUACGUUUUCGUUUUUAGUACGCAUGUCUUUUGCUACGUUCCUGCCUGGCGCCCACACUACUACUAGUUUUAGAACCCCAAAAACGGAGGCGUUUGAAAAUGCUACCGAAGUCGUGUUGGUUUGAAAACAGGGUUGUGGUGUAGUGUGGACGGGCAGAAACGGGGACCUUUGCAAACGAUGAGGUAGACACCCACGUUCGCUACUUGAUUGGAUCUUAGCAGUCACGACGUGUCCUUCCCUGAUUGGUCACGCCGCCAUAAGAAAAC
Molecule: messenger RNA, 6339 nt
Organism: Anarrhichthys ocellatus (wolf-eel)
Lineage: Eukaryota; Metazoa; Chordata; Actinopteri; Perciformes; Anarhichadidae
Product: glycine receptor subunit alphaZ1-like
Exons: 10
Coding region: 339-1871 (510 amino acids)
Biological process (GO): monoatomic ion transmembrane transport
Cellular component (GO): plasma membrane
Molecular function (GO): transmitter-gated monoatomic ion channel activity; glycine binding; transmembrane signaling receptor activity
Source: RefSeq, a predicted model, not a curated record